Molecule: messenger RNA, 1707 nt
Organism: Vicia faba (fava bean)
Lineage: Eukaryota; Viridiplantae; Streptophyta; Magnoliopsida; Fabales; Fabaceae
Source: the annotation of a GenBank genome assembly
AUGUCGUCAAACGAGUUAAUGGCUUUGAAUGAAGGUUUCCCUGAAGUUAUAGAGGAGUUUUUGGAACAUGAACCAACUAUGAAAUGUGUCGCUUUCAAUCGUCGCGGUACUCUGCUAGCUGCUGGGUGCAACGAUGGAAGUUGCGUUAUCUGGGAUUUUGAAACUAGAGGCAUUGCGAAAGAGCUUAGAGAUGAUGAAUGUUCUUCUCCGAUAACCAGUGUUUGUUGGUCGAGGAGUGGUAAUCGAAUUCUUGUAUCUGCGGUUGACAGGUCCCUAACAUUGUGGGAUGUUAUGAGUGGUACAAGAACAACUAGGAUAUUUUUGCUACAAACUCCUCUACAAGUUAGUUUUUGUCCAAGUUCAUCAAACUCUUCUCUCUGCUUGGUAUGUCCAGUCUCAUGUACUCCAAUGAUUGUUGACUUAAACAAUGGAAAUACAACUCUUUUGAAAAUUUCUGUGUUAGAGAAGUCAAAUGGACUAAACCAUGCGGCCUCGCGUAACAAGGGGCCUGGUGGAACCCCCUUCACGCCUGCGGCUGCAUGUUUUAAUAAGCACGGAAAUUUGAUUUAUUUGGGAAACUCCAAAGGAAAAAUACUUGUGAUUGAUGGUAAAGAUGGUGAGGUACGUGCCAUGGUUCAUGUAUCUGAUUCUGUUGUGAAGAAUGUUGUAUUCAGCAGGAAUGGACAAUAUCUUUUAACGAACUCUUAUGAAAGAAUAAUCAGGAUUUAUGAAAACCUUCUCCCUUUGAAAGAUGAAAUUAAAGCACUUGAUGAACUAGAUGAGAACCAAAAGGAUCUACAUGGAAUUGAGAAAUUGAACGUUGUAGGAUCAAAAUGUUUAACGUUAAUUCGGGGAUUUAAAGAUUCUGUCACGAAGGUGCACUGGAAAGUGCCAUGUUUCAGUCGUGACGGUGAGUGGGUUGUUGGUGGUUCUGCUAGUAAAUACGAGCACAAGAUUUAUAUAUGGAAUAGAGAAGGAAGUCUUGUGAGAAUCCUUGAAGGGCCUAACGAAACUCUUCUCGAUUUGGCAUGGCAUCCUGUACGACCUAUCAUUGUAUCUGUUUCUGUGACUGGUGUAGUUUAUAUCUGGGCUAAACAUUACACUGAGUAUUGGAGUGCUUUAUCUCCCGAUUUCACAGAUAUUGAUGUAAAUGAGGACCUUGUAGAGGAAGAAGAUGAAUUUGAUUUGAAUCCUAGAACAAAGGUAAAGAUAUCUGAUGUUGAUGAAGACGAGGAAGUUGACAUCAUGAAAGUGGAGAAAGAUACCACUUUCAGUGACUCUGAUAUGUCUCAAGAAGAGUUAUGUUACUUGCCAACAAUUCCCAUUCCCGAUCCUCCUGAACCACAAGUUCCUGAACAACAAGUUCCCGAACCAAUAAUUCAGGAACAACAAGUUCAGGAACCUCAAGACAAGAUUUUAGAAUUCUCUUCAAAUCUAGUGGACAACAAUAAAUCCGAUUCUCCUCUUUCAGAAAUAGCUAAACCAAAUAUAGAUGAUGCUGAGGGAACAAGGUGUAAAAGAAUGCGAAAACCUUCGCAAAAGAUGCUGGAGUUGCAGGAACAAAAAGCCAAGAAAACAUCAAAAGUCAAAAAGAAACCUUUAGCUGAGGAAACUAGUGAUGAUGCUGAUGCUGGUGCGGAGGGAACACAAAUUAAAAGAGGGCAAAAACCUUCUAAGAAGGAUAAAGGUAAAGAACCACAAGUUUAG